CUCAUUUACACAGAUCACAAAGAAAAUAAAUAAAAACGAUUAUGGAUUUAAGAAAACAAAAAAGUCAUCUACAAAUCAUUGAUUCUCCGACGAACGUUGACUGUGCCCGUGAAGUCGGACUCCGAAGAACCCUCCGUUCACUCAUCGAGUGGGUAAUCCCAUAUUGUUGCACGUACCAACCUCCUCCUUCCGACUUAAACGACACCGUCUCUGUCUCUUCAUCCACUACUUCCUCUGACCAAACUGGCGUCGUCGUAACCGGCACUUUCUUUGGUCACCGCCGUGGCCACGUCAGCUUUUGCAUCCAAGACGACACUCGUCCCGCGUCUCCACCUCUUCUCCUCCUCGAGCUAGCCGUUCCCACGGCGGCUCUCGCUCGGGAGAUGGAAGAGGGCUUUCUCCGCAUAGCUCUCCGGAGCAAAAGCAACCGCCGGUCUAGUAUCUUUAACGUUCCGGUUUGGUCUAUGUACUGUAACGGCAGGAAAGUUGGAUUUGCGGUGAGGAGAGAAACGACUGAAAACGACGUCGGAUUUCUCAGGUUGAUGCAGUCUGUUUCCGUUGGCGCAGGGGUGAUUCCGAACGGCGAGACGUUGUAUUUGAGAGCAAAGUUCGAGCGAGUCACCGGAUCGAGUGACUUGGAAUCGUUUCACAUGGUAAACCAAGGGGGUGGUUAUGGACAGGAGCUUAGCAUUUUUCUUUCAAGAUCGUGAAAGUAAUUAGGGAAAUUGAAUCUAGUUAUGAUCGAUGUAAUUUUUAAUGUUCGUUUUUUUUUGUGUAUGUUACGACUUACGAAAUCGUUUUUACGAACAUUAUAAAUAUAAAUCAAUUCAUGUG
Messenger RNA from Arabidopsis arenosa, 834 nucleotides. Lineage: Eukaryota; Viridiplantae; Streptophyta; Magnoliopsida; Brassicales; Brassicaceae. The record is from the annotation of a GenBank genome assembly.